CUCCUUGAACGCGUCUCUAUUUUCCGCCGGUUCUUCGAGUUCUUAUGGGACAGGAUUCUCGCCUGUUCGAUUGGUAAGCCGCCCGCCAAGUACCGCCGUUUGACUCGCCCGGGCGCUGCAACUUCUUCCUCUUACUCCUCUUCCCCUUCUUGCGGCGGCCACAACGACGAUUACGGUGCUGUGACUUUCGUUGAGGCGUGCACGAAGAGUGGAAGCGGCGAGUUGGAAUCUUCCAACUCGGAUUUGGUGCCGCUGAAGAUCAGCCUAUUGGGUGAUUGCCAAAUCGGGAAAACGAGCUUCGUGGUCAAGUAUGUUGGGGAUGAACAAGAGAAGGAGAGCCUGGAAAUGGCUGGAUUGAAUUUGAUGCACAAGACAUUGUUAGUUCAAGAUGCCAGGAUUUCAUUCAGCAUAUGGGAUGUUGGAGGUACCUGA
Messenger RNA from Linum tenue, 432 nucleotides. The record is from the annotation of a GenBank genome assembly. Lineage: Eukaryota; Viridiplantae; Streptophyta; Magnoliopsida; Malpighiales; Linaceae.